GUAUCGUUAAGUGAAUGAAAGUUAAACCAUCAGCGACAUACUGGUUUCAAAAAAUUGUUCAUUAACUGCAGUAAAAUUAGUAAACAUUAAAGUGCUACCUUUCCUAGAUCAGGCACCACCUGGACUCAGGAGAUGGUGUGGUUACUAUGCAAUAAUUUGGAUUUCCAAACGGCUGCAAAGGUGCCGUUAGAAGAUCGAUUUAAAUUUCUGGAAUUCAGUUGCUUUAUCCAUAAAAAAGUUAAAGAAGAGUUCCUGAAGGAAAAUAUGGCUAAUCCAGAAUAUUACAAGAUCGUACAGUCAAUUGAUAAUCCAAGUUGGGAAACAUUAACGAAAUCACAAGAACGACGUUUCAUUAAAACCCAUUUACCGUUUAGUUUAUUGCCCCCUAGUUUGCCUCAAGCUGGAUGUAAGAAAAAACUGGGGAUUAUCUUGAAAGACGAAGAACCUUUUGUAAGAAAAGGCAAAAAUGGAGGAUGGAAAGAUUACUUUGAUAACGACAUCGACGCUGAAGCAAAUGAAUGGAUAGAGAAAAAUUUGAUAGGAACUGAUUUACGAUUUCCUGCAUGACAAGACAAGUGAAAGUUUCUUUAAUUAUGAAGUUCUCAUUAUAUACGUAUGCUAAUAUAAAUUGUAUUUUCUCCAUAAAAAGUUAGUAAAAGUAAAAUUUUGCUAUUCUAGCAAAAUAGCAACCUAAUAAAUAUACAUUAGCAUUUCAAA
This is a messenger RNA of Dendroctonus ponderosae (mountain pine beetle), 717 nucleotides long. Its product is annotated as sulfotransferase 1C4. Gene Ontology annotation, molecular function: sulfotransferase activity. NCBI's taxonomy places the organism in Eukaryota, Metazoa, Arthropoda, Insecta, Coleoptera, Curculionidae. Gene Ontology annotation, biological process: sulfation. The record is from RefSeq and is a predicted model, not a curated record. Gene Ontology annotation, cellular component: cytoplasm.